AUGAUGGCUCGCAUUCCUCGAGCGCUGACACUUCUUGCGGGCUUUUUUGGUGUCACCACAGCGCAAACAUUAUGGCCAUUGCAGACAUACAAAAGCUCCUCAAUUGAGACCCCAUAUCUCAAUGUCACAAAGAUGGGCCAGACGGAGCCUGGAUACCUCUUUAUCUCACCACAUGAUAUAUUGCGAGGUAACGGGUACCCUACUAUCUAUUCCGACGACGGGCAGCUAGUGUGGCAGGGACAAGAAGGCAACUACUCAGCCCUUCAACCCCAGAAGCUGAAUGGUGAAUCAGUCAUUGUCUACUGGGAAGGAUUCGUCGCUGAAGGCUUUGGCUUCGGACACAUUAGUAUCUUGAACAGCUCAUAUGACGAGAUUCACCGGGUGACUGUUGAUUGUAAGGCUGAGAAUUUUGUGACCUCAUACGGCUCAGAGUCUUUCAGCUCUUGCAUUGAUAUUCAUGAGAGCCAGCUCACGGAUGAUGGAACAAUCUUGGUGACUGCCGUCAACGUCACGCAGGCUGAUCUGAGUUCCGUCGGUGGACCCAAAGACGGCUGGAUUCAAGAUGGCCUGGUCUAUGAGAUUGAUAUCAAGACCAACGAAAUUCUGUUCCGUUGGAGCGCAUAUGAGCAUAUCAACGAGCUUCCUAUGAGCAACGAUAUCGCACCGCUCGGCGCAACUGGUGCCGGCUCUGGUGCUAACCAAACUGACCCGUGGGGAUAUCCUCACCUCAACUCAAUUGCCAAGUAUGGUGACUCUUACCUUGUGUCAUCUCGCUAUAUGUGCAGUCUCUUUUUCCUGGCUCCCAAUGGUACUAUUACAUGGCACCUUCACGGCCGCACCGGUGGAGACUUCAACUUGAGUCUAGACACCAGCUUCUGCUACCAGCACGAUGCGCGUUUCGAGUCACAGAGCGCCGAGCGCGUGACGAUUGGCCUCCACAACAACGACAACACCGAGUUCACAGGAAGCUCAUCAUUGACCACGGGCAUGGUAUUGGAGCUUGAACUUCAAGGCUCGAAACAAGUCACUCUCAAGCGCCGAACUUGGGAUGCUGCUGAGCCUGUGUAUGCUCAGUCGCAAGGUAGCUACCAGCCGCUCGGUAACGGUCACAUCCUGCAGGACCAUGGUGCUACGCCGAAGAUCGAGGAAUUCGAUGAAAAUGGCAGCAUUGUGAUGCGUGCCCGCUUUGGCUAUGACAAUACCAUGCAGACAUACCGUGCUUACCGAUACCCCUGGGUUGGUCAGCCUUCUACAAAGCCGGAUGUAGUGGCUUGCCCGUCCAGCAAUGGUGAUAAGUCUACUGUGUAUGUGAGCUGGAAUGGUGCAACAGAUGUGCAAUCGUGGAAGAUCCAUUCAGACUCCGAAGUCAAGAGUUCCGCUGUGCGCAAUGGGUUCGAAACUGUCAUUGUCGUUGACUCGCUUCGUAAGGGUGACUCGUUGAUUGUUGAGGCUGUUGGCGGUGUUGGCGAUGGUACAAGGUCUGAGUCCGUGACUGUGGGCCACGGCUGUUAG
Messenger RNA from Penicillium pulvis, 1512 nucleotides. Its product is annotated as arylsulfotransferase family protein. Lineage: Eukaryota; Fungi; Ascomycota; Eurotiomycetes; Eurotiales; Aspergillaceae. The transcript is spliced from 2 exons. The record is from RefSeq and is a predicted model, not a curated record. The coding region runs from base 1 to 1512 and encodes 503 amino acids.